AUGGAUGCUGCCUUGGUGAAGCAGGUCACUGCCUUGAAGGAUGACCCUCACUUGCCCAUCAACCUGAAAUGGACACAGAUCAAAGCUUUGCUGAAAGGGGCUGGGCUUCUCUGGACUUCCCAAGAGAAGCCACAAGCCUUUCUGUGCCACCCAAGUAACCGUGGUGGACUCAUGCUGUCAUGGCAUGACAUGCAUGCAAAGGGUGGUGCAAUUCUUUCUCUAGGCUUUGACAAGGAAAAGCUGCAAAGGAGUGUUGCUUUUGAGAUAGCAGCUGAUGCUGCAACCAGGGCCAGACAGUUCUUAGCCAACAAGGAACUCACAAAGCAAGCACAAGGGCUGGUGGCCCCUGUGACUGGGGCUGAGCGGUUUUUGACUGUGAUGCAAACUGUUGCACACCUGUUUGCCCAUGCUGAGAAAAAGGGGCAAGCAAACCUGAAGCAAUGCUUGGAGCAGGCUUUGGCCAGCAAACCCAGGUGCAGUGGCUACAUGGAGGCCAUUGGCCAUUACAUCACCAACUAUGGAGGUGGCAGUGAUUUCUGUUGCAUUGCUGUCCUUCAGCACAUCAGUAAGAGCUUCAACACCAGCCUGCUGAUAGGAGAAGAACUGAUGUCAUGCAUCACCUUCUUGGAAUUCAAGAGCAACCAGACUGUGUGCCCCUGGGUCAGGGCUUCUGCCUUGGCUUGCAUAGUCAGCAGCCCAAAGAGUGUAGAUGGCUUUGGAAAGAUUUUGUCAAAGGCAGACUUGGAAAGGCUGAAAAGCCCACUGCUGAAGCCAACUGUGACUACUGCUGAAGAGCUCUUGAGCUUGAACUGGAACUUGCUGCAGGAGCAAACCUUUGCUAAGAGUCCUGAAGGCUUGUCCCUCAUGGGCAGAUGCAUGGUUCGCAUGAUGCUGCACCUGACAAAGAAGGAAGCAAAGGGCAGGGACACUACAGUGUGUCCAGAUCUUGCUGCUAUCUCCUCACUUUUUGGACAAGAGCUGCUUGAACUACAGCAGGGCAAAGGCUCUGUGGCCAAGCCACAAGCUGGAAGUGGCCAACAAGACCAACCAGUGCAACCACAAUCCUUGGAGGGCUUUCUUGCACACUUAGGUUGGACACCUCCAGGUGGGCAAGGCCAGCACACUGCAUGGAGCAUGAUGCAGGAUUCUCACAACAUGGUUCACCUGCUGCAGCAGAAGCACAAGCUGGAAGUGGGGUCUCUUUACUUCUACAGACCCAAAGGCUUCAAAGGUGAUGUGGCUGCCAAGCUCUCGGAAUUUGUGAGCUUGGAUGGCAAUGGUGCCAAAUUCAAGCAUGCCCCUUUGAUUGGGGUGCCAGAGACCAUGGACUUGGAGCAUGAUGACUUGAAGAGGCGGAAACUUUUUGAGAAGAAGCCACCAGUGGCACUGACAGAAGCUGACCAAGCUAAGCUGGACCCUCUCACCUCUCAACAAAUGAAGGAUGAAGUUUCCAGCGCUGAAGCACAGAGUGCUUUGUGGAAGUACUACCAAGAGCAUGCUUCUGAACAACAUGCAGAUUUCCUUUUUGCAGCUCACUUUGGUGGUGUGCUGAGCAAGAAACCCUUUGCCAAGAACAAGCUGAAGCUUUUUCCAAUUGGGGCCUUCCUGCUCACCAAAGAGGCAAAGCCUUCCAUGGCCAUAGUGGCAGGGCAUGGCCUGCAGCUGCAAGUGCAGCCACCCAAAGUUGAUAUGGACAAUGUGGCUGGUGCUGCUGUGCCUUUCUUUUUUGUCAAGGGCACCACUGAAGCUGCAAAAGCAAACAUGGAGUUUACCACUGUCAAGGUGGGGGAAUGGCAGGUCCCUGUCUGCAAAAACAAAGAGAAAAUUGAUGUUGGGGACCAGCUUUUGUUCUACAGCCCAAAAGAAGAGGGUCAGCAGCAGCAGCCCACCAAGAAGCAAAAGACUUGA
Molecule: messenger RNA, 1908 nt
Organism: Cladocopium goreaui
Lineage: Eukaryota; Dinophyceae; Suessiales; Symbiodiniaceae
Source: the annotation of a GenBank genome assembly